AUGCUCCAAGUGGGGCAAGCGCAUGUGUCGACCCAGCACGCUAUACGGCGUGCGCAGGUCCAUGCGCUGCUCAUCGUGACGCACGGCUAUGAAAUCCUCGCCAAGGGCAACCUCAGGGACCGCGAGCUCGACGAAGCAACCGGCCAACCGAUCCAGUUCGGCGAAGGGACGCUCACCUGCCUGCCUGUCCAAGCCCAACAAGCGCCAAGCCUUGAGGGCAACCUCCUCAACCGUGCUUCCGCCUACACGGACGACUCUCUGGAUCUCAUCUGUUACGACGACGCUACCAUGACCGCGAUCAAGGCCGCGGCGUCAUCCGUAUUUCGGUCGACGCAGGUCGACGCGCCGAUGUACGCCGCUUCGUUGGCGUGGUUCACGACCAAAAAGCUCGGUAGCCUCCUCGACGACGCCGCCCAUUUGCACGCUCGGGAGCGGCUGACGACCAGCGGCCUUCACAACAUGCUCCUGGUCCUUUUGAACAACUGUGGCAUGUUGGCACUGACGCCUACGAGCCUGGCGGGCCUUGACAGCUUCCAUCGCCAGCGCUGCAACAGCAUUCCACGGAGCGAGAUCAUUGUCCGCCAGCAACGGCGCCUGGUGGGCCACGUGCUCGCCUGA
Saprolegnia parasitica CBS 223.65 is the source of this 618-nucleotide messenger RNA. RefSeq lists its product as hypothetical. The record is from RefSeq and is a predicted model, not a curated record. The transcript is spliced from 6 exons. Lineage: Eukaryota; Oomycota; Saprolegniomycetes; Saprolegniales; Saprolegniaceae. Bases 1 to 618 code for a protein of 205 amino acids.